Hippocampus zosterae (dwarf seahorse) is the source of this 3396-nucleotide messenger RNA. It is a transcript of the gene myo1hb, whose product is annotated as myosin IHb. The transcript is spliced from 31 exons. The coding region runs from base 1 to 3120 and encodes 1039 amino acids. Gene Ontology annotation, cellular component: vesicle; actin cytoskeleton; cytoplasm. NCBI's taxonomy places the organism in Eukaryota, Metazoa, Chordata, Actinopteri, Syngnathiformes, Syngnathidae. Gene Ontology annotation, biological process: vesicle transport along actin filament; actin filament organization. The record is from RefSeq and is a predicted model, not a curated record. Gene Ontology annotation, molecular function: actin filament binding; microfilament motor activity; ATP binding.
AUGGCUCAGAGCCUGGAGGAGCGUUGCAACCGCAUUCUGAGGAACAUGGAGGCCUCCCUUACCGCCCGGGAUCGUGUGGGGAUCCAGGAUUUUGUUCUGUUGGACGCCUACACCAGCGAGACGGCCUUCCUGGACAACCUGAGGAAACGCUUCCGUGAGAAUCUCAUUUAUACCUAUAUCGGGACUCUGCUGGUCUCGCUCAACCCGUAUAAGGAGUUGGACAUCUACAGCAAGAAGCAAAUGGACACAUACAUGGGCGUCAACUUCUUUGAGCUCCCGCCUCACAUCUACGCCUUGGCCGACAACGUGUUCCGCACCAUGAUGUCGGAGUUCAACAACCACUUCAUCCUAAUCUCGGGCGAGAGCGGCGCAGGCAAGACGGAGGCCUCCAAGAAAAUUCUUCAUUUUUACGCCGUUAGCUGUCCCAGUACCAAAAUACUGAAUAAUGUCAGAGACAGGCUGCUGCUGUCCAACCCCGUUCUUGAGGCGUUCGGAAAUGCCAAAACCCUGAAGAACGACAACUCCAGCCGUUUUGGGAAGUACAUGGACAUCCAGUUUGACCACCAGGGUGGGGCGGUAGGCGGCCACAUCCUAAGCUACCUGUUGGAGAAGUCACGCGUGGUCCAUCAGAACCACGGCGAGCGAAACUUUCACAUUUUCUACCAGCUGGUGGACGGCGGGGAUGAGGAACUGCUCCGCUGGCUGGGCCUGCGGAGGGACUGCCAGCAUUACAACUACCUGGUUCAGGGUGACUGUGCCAAAGUUAGCUCCGUCAACGACAGAAGCGACUGGAGGACGGUGUGCAAAGCUCUCUCAGUCGUGAACAUCAGCGAGAGUGAUGUUGAGCACUUGUUUGAAAUCGUCGCCAGCGUGCUCCACUUGGGCAACCUCAAGUUUGAGGCGGACACUCGAGGAUACGCCGCUCUCCACAACAGCCAGGAAAUGCACUGGCUGUCCAAGCUGCUUGGGAUUCCCGCUCAGGUGUUGGAACAGGCCUUAACCCACCGCAAGAUUGAAGCCAAAACAGAGGAGGUAUUCAGUCCCUUUUCGGUGGAUCACGCUGUAUAUGCCAGGGAUGCCCUUGCCAAAGCUGUCUACGGGCGCACUUUCAACUGGCUGGUCAACAAGAUCAAUGAGUCAUUAGCUAACGUGGAUUCUUCCAGAAAAACCGUCAUUGGCCUUUUGGACAUUUAUGGAUUUGAGGUGUUCACCGUCAACAGUUUUGAACAGUUUUGCAUCAACUACUGCAACGAGAAGCUACAGCAGCUUUUCAUCCAGCUCACCCUCAAGUCGGAGCAGGCCGAGUACGAGAUGGAAGGCGUCGAGUGGGAGCCCGUGCCAUAUUUCAACAAUAAGAUCAUCUGCGACCUCGUGGAGGAGAAACACAGAGGGAUCAUCUCAUUAUUGGAUGAGGAAUGUUUACGUCCCGGAGAAGCCACGGACUUCACUCUUUUGGAAAAAAUGGAGGAAAUAAUCGGCGGCCAUCCUCAUUUUGUCACACACAAACUGGCAGACCAGAAAACGAGGAAAAGUCUGGCGAGGGGAGACUUUCGCCUCUUGCACUACGCUGGAGAAGUUACGUACAGUGUCAUAGGAUUUCUGGACAAAAACAACGACCUGCUGUACAGAAAUGGAAAAGAGGUAAUGCAACAGUCCAAAAAUUUAAUCAUCAAACACUGCUUCCCUCCGAGUGAGCCGGACCAUAAGAAGAGGCCCGAAACUGUAGUGACGCAGUUCAAAAGCAGCCUGGUGGGCUUGAUAGAGAUCCUCGGGACCAAAGAGCCAUGGUAUGUCCGAUGCAUCAAACCCAAUGAAGCCAAAGAGCCAGGACGCUUCGAUGAUGUCCUGGUGAGACAUCAGGUGAAGUACUUGGGUCUGAUGGAACACUUGAGGGUACGGCGGGCGGGGUUCGCCUACCGUCGCAAAUACGAGAUCUUCCUCCAGAGGUACAAGCCUCUUUGUCCGGACACGUGGCCCAGCUGGAAAGGCACGGCGGCAGAAGGUGUGCAAGUGCUGAUCAAGCAUCUGCGCUACCAACCUGACGAGUACAAGAUGGGCCGGACCAAGAUCUUCAUUCGCCAUCCAAGAACUCUGUUUGCCACCGAAGACGCCUUUCAAGUUUGCAAACAUAAGCUGGCGACAAAAAUUCAGGCCAAGUACAAAGGCUACAGAGUGAAAGGCGACUACCAGAAGCAGAAAGAAGCUGCCACCAAGAUCGAGAACUGCUGGCGAGGCCUGGUGGCCAGAAAGGAGCGAGAAAAGAGGGAAUGGGCUGUCGCGAUCAUCAAGAGGUUCAUCAAAGGUUUCAUGACCCGAAACGAGCCGAGCGGCGCCGACAACCGAGAGUACCUGUCCUACGUGCGGCACAGCUACCUGACACGCCUGAGGGAAAACCUCCCCAAAACGCUUCUGCACAAGGACUCGUGGCUCACCCCCCCACCCAUCUUGAAAGAGACGUCACUGUUCCUGAAGCAACUCUUCAUUCGCCACAUGGUGCGCAAAUACGUGCAAGGAAUUACUGAGGAGCGAAAGGCACUACUUCUGUUGAAAGUGCAGACCAGUUUCAUGUUCAAAGGGAAAAAGGAGAGCUACCCGCUCAGUGUGUGCACACCCUUCCUCGACACCAGGAUAGAUAUCGGAGACAUGAAUAUGAAAGCGUUGCGAAUGAUUCAACAUGAGAAUGUCAAGUAUAGCGUCCCGGUGGUGAAGUACGACCGCAACGGUUUUCGCCCUCGUCCUCGGCAGCUCGUCUUCACCCGAGACGCCGCCUAUCUGCUGGACGAGGCCAAGAUCAAGCAGAGGAUCCGUUAUGGCUCGCUGAAAGGAGUUUCUGUGAGCAACCUGAGUGACAACUUCCUGAUUCUCCAUGUCACCUGCGAUGACGUCAAGCAGAAGGGCGAUCUUGUUUUGGAAUGUGACUUCCUUUUUGAGGCCUUGACCAAGCUGAGCGUCAUUGUCGACAAGUGCGACUUUAUCCAGGUGGUCCAGGACAGUGUGCGAUUCGACAUCCAGCCUGGCAGAGAAGGCGUUGUUGAUUUCAGGAGCGGUCAGGAGUCGGUGGUCUACAGGGCCAAAAAUGGACAUUUGACUGUGGAAUCCACAAGCACCAAAUCCAGAUGAGUUGGGACGACGUCACCCCCUGUCGACAAACGCAACACUUGCUCAAAAAAAAAAACAAAAGAAGCUCAAAUUGACUUUUUUGGGGCAACUUGAUGACGUCACGUAACAGCAUAAACUGUUACUGUACUAUGCCAAUAUGUUACUCAAGGACCAAGUAGUUAAUCCCCAGAAGAUAAACAUGCAUACAAAAUAAUCACUUAGAAACAGAAAUGUCUACGUUGCAAUGGAAAUUAUCAUCACUAUGUUUAUGACAUUAAAAUAAAGAUGGCAAUAAAA